This is a messenger RNA of Botrytis porri, 264 nucleotides long. RefSeq lists its product as uncharacterized. NCBI's taxonomy places the organism in Eukaryota, Fungi, Ascomycota, Leotiomycetes, Helotiales, Sclerotiniaceae. The transcript has 4 exons. The coding region runs from base 1 to 264 and encodes 87 amino acids. The record is from RefSeq and is a predicted model, not a curated record.
AUGCUGCUAGGGGCGCCAGUUGAGGUUCUUGUCAAGGUAGCAAUCCCAAGAUAUGCUCGGAUGACCAAUUUAUACAAGAGGGAUUCUGUGGGAAAGCUUCUGUCGGCAGAUCCACCCAGCUCAGCGGAGACUCCUGCCAAGGUAGCAAAGCCAAGAGCAUGCUUGGCUUGUGAUAGAUAUGCUGGCUUGCGUUCGUCGGAAUACUCCACUACAUUAUCUAUCCAUCCAAGACUUGUCCAGAAGGAAAAUUUGAAUGCCUUUUAG